Ornithorhynchus anatinus (platypus) is the source of this 645-nucleotide messenger RNA. RefSeq names its product translation initiation factor IF-2-like. The record is from RefSeq and is a predicted model, not a curated record. NCBI's taxonomy places the organism in Eukaryota, Metazoa, Chordata, Mammalia, Monotremata, Ornithorhynchidae. Bases 89 to 487 code for a protein of 132 amino acids. The transcript has 4 exons.
UCCCGCGGGGCGCCUCGACCCGGGGGCAACUCGACCCGGGGGCAACUCGACCCGGGGGCAACUGGUCGGGAGGCGGGGGUGCGGGGUCAUGGGGGGCCGGCUCUGCUGCGGGGGCGGCCGGUGCUGCCCGGUACCUUGUGUCAGGGGCAAGGGGAGCGCAGAGACCCGCUUUCGGGAGACCCCGGCCCGGCCGCCGCCACGGCCCCCCAAGACAACAGCCACGGAUCACACCUAUGAGGUGGUCGGGGAGGCGACCGGACCCCGGGGGCCGGAGCCGGGACCGGACGAGGGGCUGCACUACGCGGAGAUCCGGCUGGGCGGCGGGGACCGGCCCGACCCCGACCCCGACCCCGACCCCGACCCCAAGAAGCCCCCGCGCCCGGCCCAUGCCGCCCAGACCGAGUACGCCCACAUCCGCUGCUCUCCGGACCCCCGGACCGCCCGGACCCCCCGGCCGGUCAGCAGCAGCGCCGGGACUCUGGUCUGAGCCCGGACGGACGAGAAGGACACGUCGGGCCCGAGACCUCCGCCCGCCGGCGGGUCGGUGGGGACGGGACCCCUGCCGAGGCCUGGGGACGGGGGCGCAGCACUGUCCCGGGACCCCCCGGCUGGAAGCUGAGCUUCCCGGAGUCCAGCUCGGGGCGG